Messenger RNA from Vicugna pacos (alpaca), 2902 nucleotides. NCBI's taxonomy places the organism in Eukaryota, Metazoa, Chordata, Mammalia, Artiodactyla, Camelidae. The record is from RefSeq and is a predicted model, not a curated record.
UCUCCGGGCCCUCACGGGGCCGUGGGUCGCUCAGUAGGGAAACCAGGCCCCCGGACCCAGCCACUGACCGGGCCUCGCCGUGGGGUCUGAGGGCCAGUGGUGAGGUUCGGGACCCGCCUUUUCCGCUCAGGCUCCUCUGGCUGACCUGCCCACGGCCGCGACCCGAGAGGACCCAACCUGGGCAAGCCCAUGGCAGGGAAGGACGCGCGUGGGGAGCCUCCUGGGCGGGGACAGCUGUCCCGGAAGCGCAGCCCUCCGGGCGCCAGCCGGAAGCGCCGCUCCGGAGGCGGAAACGCCUGGCUUCCGCGUGGCCGGCGGGUGCGGUGGGAUCCCCGCGGCCCGGCCCACUUAAACUUCCCCGUGCGGAGGGGGCGCCAAGACCACCAGGAGCGCGUGAGGUAUAAGGGCCCGCGCGGCCGGCGCUUGUGUCUGUCAGGAAAAAGCCUCUUUUAAAGGCCAACCGAUUUGAAUCGGCUUAUUCCCGGGAGGUAUUGUUGCUGGGCCCAGAAAGGCCACCACGCAUGCAUGCGUUCUUUUAUUCAGUAUGGUUCUCGUUUGGCCAACAGAUGUGUUCUUCUGUGCCACUUUUUAGACAUUCAUAUGUAGCAGAGAGGUGUUUUAUAUCCCUUUAAAACAACUGACACUUUUAUGUACCGUUCGGGCCUCUACUCUACGAUUAGCAUCCAUUCUACCUACCGACAUUUUAACCUGUAAAUGAGGAAGAAGAAAAAAAUGUCUCAAAAGCAGAUGAAGGAAGCUUUUGUCAGUAAUCAUAAUGGAACAAGCGUGCUUGAAGUAACCGAGGGCUUGUGCUUGCCUGCACUCUGUAUCCUGGGCAGAGGGCUUCUGAUCAUUCUCUCACAGCACUUAUGUUCUUCACAUACCUGGAGAACUCCAUUCUUCAUUGACUUUGCUUUCAUAAUAGUUCCCGUGGUGACCACUUUGACCAUUUUCUCUUCAUUUGUCCUCCUUGAGUACCUGGCUGUAAUCAUCUUUGGGGCAGGGCUGUUCUAUCAAAUAUACUGCAGGAGAACUUGCUAUGCCAGAAUGCCCAUCAAGAAAAUCCAUGAGAAAUUCUUGAAAGUCAGUCUAGAAUCAGAACACAUUCCAGCCAUCUCCUGUUUCCGUGUAAUUAACAGUGCAUUUACUGCUGUUGCCAUUUUGGCUGUGGACUUCCCACUUUUUCCUAGAAGAUUUGCCAAAACCGAGCUCUAUGGGACAGGAGCAAUGGAUUUUGGAGUAGGAGGCUUUGUUUUUGGGACUGCAAUGGUUUGUCCAGAGGUUAGGAGGAAAUAUACAAAAGGGUCCAGAUUUUACUAUCUUACAAGGUCAUUGUACUCUGUUUGGCCAUUAGUCUUCCUAGGAAUGGGACGAUUGGUCAUUAUAAAAUCCAUAGACUAUCAGGAACAUUUAACUGAGUAUGGAGUUCACUGGAACUUUUUCUUUACCCUAAUAUUUGUGAAGUUGAUAACAUCACUGCUCUUGAUUGUUUUCCCCCUAAAUAAAUCCUGGAUUGUGGCCAUCAGCAUUAUCAUAUUAUACCAGCUAGCCCUUGACUUUACUCCCCUGAAAAGGUUAAUUUUGUAUGGCACUGAUGGCAAUGGCACAAGGGUUGGUUUAUUAAAUGCGAACCGAGAAGGAAUAAUCUCUACGUUGGGGUACGUGGCGAUACACAUGGCUGGUGUUCAAACAGGGUCAUAUGUGCUUAAGAAAAGAUCACAUAUCAAAGACUGGAUAAAAGCAGCAUAUCAUAUUCUACUGACAGCUACUGUCCUCUUCAUCUUUCUUUACAUCAUUCAGGUAAAUGUGGAAGUGGCAUCCCGAAGAAUGGCCAAUUUAGCCUUUUGUAUUUGGAUAGUUGCUUCUUGCCUGAUCCUUCUUAGCAGUUUAUUACUGGGUGAUAUAAUUUUGAGUUUUGCCAAGUUUCUAGUUAAAGGUGCAGCAGUACCAUGUUCUUGGAAACUUAUCCAUUCACCUGCUACAGAUAAAAAGCAUUCAGAAUCUCUAGUCUCUGAACCUGAAGGAAAGAAACCCACUCUUUGUUUAAUCACAGCAAUGAACAGAAACCAGCUGAUUUUUUUCUUGCUGUCAAAUGUAACAACUGGCCUAAUCAACCUGUCUGUAGAUACCUUACACAGCAGUAACUUGUGGGCCUUUUUUGUGCUCAAUCUCUAUAUGUUUACCAACUGCUUAAUUAUAUAUGUGCUACACUUGCAAGAUAAGACUAUAAAAUAUUGGUGAUCAAUAGGUGUUGGAUAUGUUUUGAAAAAUAUUAUUUUAAUGAGGAAGAAUAAAUAUAAAAUAUGAAGAAAAUGGGCUUUGGCAAUGAAAUGUUAACUUAUUGUAUUAUAAAUGUUUCAUUCCUACUCUAACAGUUGUGAUACUUAAUAUUCUAAAUGAAUCUCAACACUAUAUGAAACAAAUCCAUAAAGAAACAAAGCCUCGUGACUUGUUAGAAUAUUUAUAAAUUUCAGUAUUUUAAAGAAACUUGUGUUUACAUUUGUGCCACUGGAAGAUUGGAAGGUAGAGAGGAUUUUUACUUUGUCUUAUAUCACCUAUUACCAUUCUGUAUUUUUUAUUGUAUUUUAUAGUAUUUACAGUAAAAUACCUCAGCUUUGGGAUUGUCAACACUACUGCUCAAUUUUAAUCUUUUAAAAAAGCCUCAGUAUAAGAAAGCACAAGUUUAAAAUCAAAUACUUAUAAAGUCAGAAAACAGUUAAAUGCUCCAAAGAAUAGACUGAAUUGUAUGUUGUGGUUUACACACUAAUUAUGAGACUUUUUUUUUGCCUUGAGACUAAAUAAUCCAUUUUUUUAGCCUACUCUCUGCUAGGGAUGAUAUGCAAAAGUUUCCUGAUGUCUCGCAGCUUGCAAUCUAAUGGGGAAAACACAUUAAACAACUGUU